Molecule: messenger RNA, 1119 nt
Organism: Auanema sp. JU1783
Lineage: Eukaryota; Metazoa; Nematoda; Chromadorea; Rhabditida; Rhabditidae
Source: the annotation of a GenBank genome assembly
AUGGUUGAGUACGGUUGCAAUGUUGCCAAUAAAUUUGGCUUCAUGUCCGAUGACGAUGAUGUAGAGGAUCCACAAGAGUUGAUCAGCAAGGUUUUCAAAGCCGAAGCUGACAAAGCUGCCGCCCAGAAGAAAGCUGAGCAGGUUGCUGCGAAGCAAGCCCCGUCAAAGGACGCUGUGAAAUCCGUUGCCGCUGGUAAGGAAAAUAACCGUCCUUCUACUGCCGAACGUGGUCGUGGAGGUCGCGGACGUGGGCGAGGAGGAGCUCCUAGAACACCAAGAGAAGGCACAGACAUUUCUGAUCGCUUCGGAGAAGGAGGACGCGGACGCGGUGGACCCCGUGGACGUGGAAACCGACCUGCUCGUGGUGGUCGUGGUGGAAAUGCCGGAUCUUUCGAUGCUCCUAAAGAGGUUUCCUUCGAGGAGAACCCAAGCCAGGAAGUCAGCGCCGAGGGCGGCCGUGGACGACGUGGUGGUGGAGGACGCCGUUUCGGUGGAGAUCGUGAAAACUUCUCUGGAGAUUCUGUUGGACGAGGAGGACGUGGUGGUCGUGGACGUGUUUUCGACCGUCAUUCCGGAUCCGAUCGUACCGGAGUUCGUGGACAAGAGAAGAAGGAAGGACACGGAAAAGGAAACUGGGGAACCGAGAAGGACGAGAUUGUUGCUGAAGGCGAGAACGUAGAGAAGGAAGAGACCAGCGAGCCAGAGCAGCCUCGUGAGAAGACCGAAGAAGAGAUCGCUUAUGAAGCUGAACUCGAGCAAUUCAACAAGUUGAAGACCCUCAAGGAAUUCAAGGCUUCUCAACAACGUCAAGUCCCAGCUUUCAAGACUCGUCGUGCUGGUGAAGGUACUGAAGAGAACUUCGGCAAGCUCGUUCCCAUCAAGAAGGAACACAUCGAAGAUAAGGAAGACGAGAUCGUUAUUGUCCGCAAGGAAAGUAACAAGAAGUUCCUCGAUAUCAACUUCCAAAUCGCUGAAUCUGGACAUCGUGGCGGUAACCGUGGUGCUCCUCGUGGUCGCAACAACGGACCUCGUGGUGGACGCGGACGUGGUGGUCACGGACGUCAGUCUGCUCCUUUCGACGCUUCUCUUGAAGCUUUCCCUGCACUUGGUGCAAAGUAA